AUGGGCUUAAUACUAGGACCGGCUUGUUUGCGUUUGAUUGAUCCUACGGCAUGGGGGUACAAAAACGCGACAACGGAGGAAUUAACACGCAUCGUACUUGCAAUUCAGAUCAUGACAGCUGCCAUAAAUUUACCAAGAGCAUACAUUACACGUCAAUUUCGUUCUAUGUUCAUUAUGCUUCUGCCAGUCAUGUCCUGGAUGUGGAUUUCUAGUGCAGUGAUAAUAUAUUUUUUCAUACCAAAUGUUACAUUCGUUGAAACUUUGUUAAUUGCCUCAUGCAUUACCCCAACUGAUCCGAUCCUUGCAAACUCUGUUGUUCAAGGCUCUUUUGCCGAAAAAUAUAUUCCAUCCAAUGUAAGACACCUUUUAUCUGCUGAAAGUGGAGUAAAUGAUGGGAUGGGUUUUCCUUUUCUCUUUUUUGCUCUUUUUUUACUUGAAUCACCGAGAAUUACAGUUACUACUAUUUGUCAAUGGUUCUCUUUCGUCUGGGGUUACCACAUCUUGCUUUCGAUUGCUAUCGGUAUCGUGAUAGGAUGGGCAGCAAGGAAGUUAUUGGGACUAGCUGAGAGUCGAGAUUGGAUUGAUAAGGAGUCUUUUUUAGUAUUCGCAUUUGCUCUAGCGAUUUUUGUCGUUGGUGGUGUAAGCAUCAUCGGAUCAGACGCAUUGUUAGCAUGCUUUAUGGCGGGGACAUCGUUCUCUUGGGACGAUUGGUUUCGUGAGGAAACACAGGAUGCUCAUUUGCAAGAUGUCAUUGAUCUACUACUUAAUUUAACCAUAUUUAUAUAUAUCGGAACGAUACUUCCAUGGUCGUCUUUUAAUUCGGAUAAUAUGUCGCUCAAAAGUCUUAUUAUCAUAAGCGUUCUGGUUCUGAUUUUUAGGCGUUUACCGAUCGUAAUUUUGUUUAAAGGAUUCAUUCCAGCUUUUCAUACUUUCAAAGAAGCUGCAUUUGCAGGUUAUUUUGGACCGAUAGGAAUUGGCGCUAUAUUUUUAGCUAUGACUGUUGAAAAGGAAAUUGGUAGAAGACUAAAUGAUGAAUUAAAAGAUAUUGACAAAGGAUCCAUGUUGCAUAUUAAAGAAAUAACAUUUCCAAUCGUCGCAUUCAUUGUCCUCAGCUCGGUGAUCGUACAUGGAAUAACAGUUCCAAUACUUAAUAUUGGUUCAAGAAUCGACAUCGAACGAUUUCCAAGUAUAGCUAGUAUCAGUAGUCAGGUAGCAAGAUUGCCAGUAAUAGAUUUUGUCGAAAGUUUAACUUUAGAAAGAGACAACAAAGGUCGUGUAAGGAAGAAGGAAAAGAUGAAGGCUGAAUUUAUACCUAAAAACAAAGAAUUUUAUCAGGAUGUUCACAAGGCAGAUACGGAAGAGGAGCAAAAUGAAGGAAAUGGAAUCUAUACACAUAAUCAUAUAGAAACAGAUUUGUUGAUUGAAAAUGAUCAAGAUAAUGUUAAUUCUGUCGAUUGCCAUUGGCUACACUCUAGUGAGUGUUCAAGCCAUGCAUAA
Cetraspora pellucida is the source of this 1497-nucleotide messenger RNA. The record is from the annotation of a GenBank genome assembly. NCBI's taxonomy places the organism in Eukaryota, Fungi, Glomeromycota, Glomeromycetes, Diversisporales, Gigasporaceae.